AUGAGCAAAACUGAUUCCAACAGCCCUGACUCUCCCAUUUCCUCGUCGGAGUACGCUGAGAAGAAUAAAACGGCAAGACUAAGGUUAUCGUUGGUAUGCCGUCAUUGCAGAAGACGCAAGAUAAAAUGCGAUCGGAAACAGCCGACCUGUGGCAAUUGUGCAAAAUUGCAUAUUGACUGUAUUUAUGAUCAUAAGGACCAACUCGAACGUAAAAAAAUGGUCUCCAAACCAUCAACACUGCAUGAACAACUCAACGAGCUGGAAAACAAGUUUGACGAACUUCGUAGCACGUUGAAGGCUGGAGAACUUGAAAACUGGAAUGAUGAUAGAAACUUAAGGAAACACCCAGUCAAAGUGAACUUUUAUGAAGGCCUACUGCCUAACUGUCCAGAUACGGUUUUCAAAUCUGACUAUAAACCAUUUUCGGACAUGGGCAUGAUUCAGAGGAAUGCACGGCUGAAUCCAUUUUUGAAGUUUGUUACGCGAUCUUUCCAACCCCUCAACUACGCUGUGAAAAAAAUUCUGCAAUCUGUGGGGGACAUCAUAGAACCACACUCCGAUGAGCUAGAAUCUGUGGCCAAAAUUUUGUUUCUCACACCUGAAGUUCGAGAAAUAUUGAAAAAGCACACGAUGAACCCAGCGGAUCUCAAUGCUGAGACGUCGGAAGCUAUCAAACGCUGUCUUCUCGAAAAAGGAAAGGCAACCUUAGAAACUGCAUUGUCAGAACCAUUUGACCUGGAAUUUUACGUUUCCAAGACAACACGGGAUGAACUUGUCCAGCUCGUUGUAGCGGUACUACCAAGUAAAAGCAACAUCGAACAACUUGUUGCUUAUUUUAUGGCAGAAGUGUAUCCUUUGGUACCCUACAUCAAUAAAACCCAACUGCUUGAGUCUGUUGCAGAAACCAUUCGAUAUUCCAAUACAGGGAAAGUAAUUGGUCUCAACAUUGGCGAUCACCAAGAUUUUUCUCGUAAGAUAGGUCGCAUUGCAAUAUUUUUGGUUUUAUUGCGUAUUUCCUACACAGCAAUGACACUGGUAAAGAUACCUUUUCAAGGAGAAAUAUCGAAUCAAUUUCUUGUGUUGGCACAAAAAUGUCUGGCUUAUCUGAUCGCGCUUUCUCAUAAAACCAAUGAAGACAUAUUAUCCUGUUUGAUUGUUAUGAGGUGGUCUUUGCUAUAUUUCCCCAUGGAUGGUGAUAUAAUGACUGGCUCUAUCACAGACAUGCUAGCAACUUUGAUUAUGAACCAUUCGUUUAAGAUCGGUUUAUAUCGGGAUUGCAUAGAUUCAGAUGCCGACCGCAAUAGGGACCUGCCCAGAAGAAUGCUUUUUCACUAUAGAACUAAGCUUUGGCUUGGAGCACUAAUUUUAUCCAGAUCUGACAUGUAUCUGAGAGGCAAUUUUCCCGCUGUGGGUACGGAAUAUGCGAAUAUGAUCCGGGCGCUUGAAAAUCCUGAAAAUUAUGAGGACGAUACUGAGUUUCAAAUCCACAAGAUUCUGCACAAGCAAUUGGAAGUUUACAGCAAAGCUAGUGUGCUUGAUAAGCUGUCUACUCAAUUGCGUGAAGGUGUCGAUGUUGACGAGAUCUACUCCAAAAUGCGACACUUAGAGUAUGAGCUGCAGUUCAGGGUUCCGCUUCCUAAAGCCCAAAACGGUGGACAACACAUUUCGGUCAACACCGUGUUACAAAGUAUGAAUAAUGCGCUACACUUUAAGAUCAAUCUUAUUAUUCGGAUCUAUUUUCUUGCGAUUCGCGCGUCCAUUGUCAGCGACUUAGAAAUGCAGAUCGUCAAGAAAUUGGGACAAUACGACCACUUGCGCUUACGCUAUAGAGAGGUUACCGCAGAGUGUUUUGAAGCUGCAUUGCAUUUGGGAAGAAUGCUACAGGACUACAUGGAGUCUGCCGGUGACGAGGAGAAAAAAAUAGUAUUUCGGGAUCACCGCUAUAUUUUGGAUCAGCUAGUUCAGAUUGGGAUUUUCCGAGUCUCAUAUUACCUGAUAGGAGUUAUUCUGACCGUGUUACGUGUGAAAGAGGGACUAUACGACUUUAGAUGGAACAAUGAGAACAAACAAAUCUUGGGGGCCGAAGUCGAUUACAAAGUUUCGGUGAUAGAUUCAAUCGCCGCUUCUAUCUUUCAAUACGUGCAAAAACUAGUCCAUCUGGGGUCACAUACCCUGUCAGACACAUAUUUUACGUCUUUCAAGCAAUUUCUUUUCCUGGAAUAUUCGAUGCAGGUCAUACAAAAUGAAGUGAACCCAAACAAACCUAGUCGACUAAAAGAGGCUCUUGGUGAGACGCACGUUCCAGCACCCAUCGAUUACUCGCCUGAGGACUGGAUUAAAUUUUCAGACUACGUGAAUAAAGCGCUUGGCCGGGAUCUAUCUAUACCAAGAUUUCCCUCCGCAGAAGAGCUGCUCGCAACAUCAACUGUUCCAGACGGAAGCUCAGAAGAGUUCUUGAAUCCAAUGGACCUUCUCGGCGAUGAUAUCAACAUACAGAAUCUUCUAUAUGGUGAUUACACAUGGGCGGAUUUUACGUAA
Molecule: messenger RNA, 2538 nt
Organism: Lachancea lanzarotensis
Lineage: Eukaryota; Fungi; Ascomycota; Saccharomycetes; Saccharomycetales; Saccharomycetaceae
Product: LALA0S09e07338g1_1
Exons: 1
Coding region: 1-2538 (845 amino acids)
Biological process (GO): regulation of DNA-templated transcription
Molecular function (GO): zinc ion binding; DNA-binding transcription factor activity, RNA polymerase II-specific
Source: RefSeq, a predicted model, not a curated record